CACUCUCAUUUCAAAUCGCAGCUCAAAGUUUCAUCCUAUAUACAAACCCCUUCUCUCUCUCUCUCUCUCUCUCUCUCUCUCUCUCUCUCUAUCUAAGGAAUGUGGAAGGUGGUAGAGAAUCACUGUAGGGGGAGUGGAUGAUAAAACCCUUUGAUUCUUCUCUCUGUGGGUGCGUGUCUUCUUGUUCCUUCAGCUUCUGUGUGUAGGUUCGGUUCGGUUCGGUGGCGGAGCAGCUGAGGCGCUGGGGCUAGGGUUCCUUCGUUGCUCUGAAUCCGAGGAGAAGAAUAUUUGGGUGGAGGAGGUCCCUUUUGCUUAUAUAUAAUAUAGGUAUAUAUUGGUAUUGUUCAUAUGGAGAAGGUAUUGCCCAAGAAAAAUGCCCACCCGGGUGAGGGUCUAGAGGAUUCUGAGAUAAAGGGGGUGUCGUCGCUGCUGAAAAUGAGGGAAGGGUGGAGAGAAGAUGCGGCUGAUGGUAAGGCCGAGGGCUUGGGUUUUGUUUUGCGUGGGAUUGACAUGAACCGUGAGGAUAAUGGCGAUAAGAAACAAGAAGCUGACGAAGGUUUACCUGAUGGGGCGAGUGUUUCCAUUGGAGCGUCUGGCUUAGGUAGCAAGGGUGAUCUUGGAGUUAACGGUAAUGUUUCUGCUGAAAAUGGAGGAGGCCAGGACGUGGAGACUGGGAAGCUGGGUUUCGAAAGCAAGAAUGAGGAAGGGGAUUUGGUGGGUCUAGAGGAGUACAAGUACUCUGUUGGAGAUUUUGUUUGGGGUAAGAUCAAAAGUCAUCCUUGGUGGCCAGGCCGGGUCUAUGAUUCUUCGGUGGCUUCAGAAUAUGCUGCCAAGCUCAGGCAAGAAGGGAAGCUGCUCGUUGCGUACUUUGGGGAUGGGACUUUCGCUUGGUGCCACCCUUCACAGCUGAGAUCGUUUGAGGAGAACUUCGAGGAGAUGGUGAAGCAGAGCAGCUCGAAGGCCUUCCUUCAUUCUGUGAAGGAGGCCGUGGAAGAGAUUGGGAGGCUAGUAAACUCGAAGAUGACCUGCCCUUGUGUGAGAGGAACUGAACAGAAUGGACCAUUUGUGGUGAAUUCUGGUGUUAAAGAAGGUGUUUUGUUGCCUGAUGAGGGAAUCGGGAAGCUUGAGGUUGCAUCGAUUGAACCAACCGAUUUGCUGACGAUUUUGAGACAUAAAGCACAGGUGGCUGAUGUAGCCUGUGGGAUUGAGCUUGGCAUCUUGAAAGGCUGGAUUUUGGGCUAUUAUCGUGCAAAAGCUGGGUUCAGAUACGAGCUGCCUGUGUGUGUUGAGCCCGAGCCCAUUCCAGGUCUUGAAGAUCGGAGGGAUGGAGGGCGAAAUGGAAGAGAGGAUGGGGGGAAUGGCGUAAUGGGAGUUUUAAGUCGAGGGCCUGUUGAAGAAGAGAAGGAAGGCGAAAAGCAUGGGGCAUCAGAAAAUGGAACUCAAAGGAAGCAGAAAAGCAUUGCGGAGAUUUUGGGUUCCGGUCCACAUUCAAAGGACAAGGUUGGUCAACGGAAGAGGAAGAUGACUAAUCUCCUGGAAUCUUCCCCAGUGAUGCAUAGUGGAGGGUCAGGUAGAGAAGGCAAACAGGAGAAGAAGAAGAGAGGAAGGAAGAAGAAGACGGCGACGCCAGGGGGUGAAAGUGAUGGAGGUGGGGUGGAAGAAUCUGAGCAGCAGAAAGACAAGACAGGUGACGAGACUGGGGCCAAAGGCUCGGGUGAGAAGGGAUAUGUGUCGAGGGAAAGAAAGAAGAGCAAGUAUUUGUCUCCUCCGUACCUGAACCUUAACAAAGGAGAUAAGAAGGGUGAUAUAAUGGCUGAAUCGCUGAGGGUUUCUGGCAUUGUUCGCUUAGGGGAGCGCUUGAGCAAUGCCGCUGAGAACCUUGUUGUGCCCCAGGAGAAGUUUUCUCCUAAAAGUCCUAGAAAAGUUCAGACCGAGCUGAAGACACUCAGUUCUCAAACACCAAAACAAGUCCAGGGAGAGACUAGUGAGCAGAUGGAACUUAAGGCAUCUGCUAAGGAAGUGCUGUCGAAGGUCCAUUCUCUGGCUCGCGAUCCCCAGAGAAGAAUGUCCCUUGAUGCUGUUGAGGGCUUUUUGCAGAAUUUCAGAAGCUCUGUGUACAAUGAUUAUUCUAUGUCUGAUGUGAAGAGUAAAGGGAAAACUGGGAGAAAGAGGAAAUCUCAGGACCAAAUUCAAUCCGACCUCGGUUCCUCCAAAGUUAGAUCUCAGGGCAGGCCAAAGAAGAUUGUUGGGCCAGCAGUCGAUACUUCCAAACUCCACUCUGUUCCUAUCUUGUACAAUGAGAAGGGCCAAGCUCCAGCUGCCCUCCCAUCUCCUGGAACCAAACUGAAAAGGAAAAGAUCGAAGAAGACGAAAGAGUCAGAAUUGGAUACCCCUGAUGCGAAGAAAACAAAGAGUGAGUCCAAGCCAUUAAAUCAGAAGAAAGGUGAGACAGGAGCUAACCUUGUGGUGUCUUUUGGGCCUGGUUCUUCUCUGCCCACAAAGGAGGAUCUUAUCCGCAUAUUUCGGAAGUUUGGGUUGUUGAAUGAGGGCGAGACGAACAUGUACUACAACAACUUCUGUGGUAUUAUUGCCUUUGAGAAGACUUCUGAUGCUGAGUUGGCCCUGGACAGUUCUCGGAAGGCCAGCCCGUUUGGGUCUGCCAGUGUCAAAUUCGAAGUGAAGCCGCCAUCCCCUAAGAAGCCUAAGAAGGGUCUUUCGUCGCAGUCCAAGAAGCAGAAAAGGCCAGCAUCAGCUUCUGCUCCAAAAUCCGAGGCAUCCGAGGUUGAAGUGAUAAAGGAGAGGCUUCAGAUGGUGACCUCAAUGCUCGAUAAGUCGAAUGGUAAGCUGUCAAAGAAGAUGAGGGCACGACUCGAGGGCGAGCUGAAGGGCGUGCUGGAAAAGGUAAGUGCUGGUGGCGGGUCGUCUUCCUCUGCUUAGCUCUGUGCUAUAGGCUAAAGAAACUUUUGGGUCCGACAGACUAAAACUUCAGGAGUCGCUUACCAUGUUCAGUUUUAGUUAAGAUGUCUGUGUGUAGGGUACAGCCUCUCUAAACUACAGGGACAAGUGUGAUUUGUAGGUCAGAGCAAAACAAUUUAGUUAGGGAUAUAUGUUUGGCCGAGCAAAACAGGUAGUCGUUUUUUAUAUGAUGCUUUCAGGGGUACAGUGAUCAGUAGAUUUUGUUUUGCUCACUCGGUUCGGUGAAUUGCUGCCUGGAUUUCGUCUAGGUAAUCAGUCUCUUCGGUCUCCUUGUUAGUAUGUUAUGAGUUUUGAUGUUGCAGGAGAAACUUUAGUGCCGUCUGAAGUCCUUUUAUCAUCAUAUAGCCAUCGUCGAGUAAGCCCCCGUUUAAUCAAA
Punica granatum (pomegranate) is the source of this 3352-nucleotide messenger RNA. NCBI's taxonomy places the organism in Eukaryota, Viridiplantae, Streptophyta, Magnoliopsida, Myrtales, Lythraceae. The record is from RefSeq and is a predicted model, not a curated record.